Messenger RNA from Porites evermanni, 5882 nucleotides. NCBI's taxonomy places the organism in Eukaryota, Metazoa, Cnidaria, Anthozoa, Scleractinia, Poritidae. The record is from the annotation of a GenBank genome assembly.
AUGUUCAGUGAUAGUGAAAUUGCAGUGAAUUAUUCAAUGAGCGAGUCAAAAUUCAGCUAUGCCACAACAUUUGAACUUGGCCCAUAUUUCACCAGGAAACUAUUAUACGACGUGGAGCAAUCACCAGCCCAUGCACUGUUAUUUGAUGAGUCACUAACUGAGGAGGUACAGAGCAAGCAACUGGAUGUGCAUGUGCAGUUUUGGUCAAGUGAAAAUUGCAGAGUGGAGUCGUAGUAUCUCACAUCCUUGUCCAUAUGCCACGGUAGAACACACGACACGACAUCCUCAAUCACUAUGAAGAGACCACGAACGACCUGGACCCAGCAAAGACAUGGAACAUUGGUAUGGAUGGCCCAAAUGUAAAUCUUGCAUUCUCAUGAGGAGUUGAACUUGCGUUCAUUGUUAUAUGAAACAUACCAGCAUGAAGGCAUUUUCUUGGGUGUAUUUGUCCAUGACCACACUUGUUGAAAAGGAGAUCAUCAAGGGAAGAGUGCUUGUUAAUAAUGUGACUUACGAAAGACUUAAACUUUGUCCAAAUCACUUUCCCAUUGCCGCUAAAGGUACUGGUUGCACUCCAAUACAAAUGGUUGUCGCACAGCUUUAUCCAUUCAGCCAAAAUCUCACAACCUUUCUCUUUAGACAGCUUGCUCAGGACCUUUCUUAUUUCUACAUGUACACAAAAAAAUUAGGGAAGCAAACAUUACAACCAUUAAGUUUAAAUUGUACAUUUACUGGUAGUUUAUAUUCAUUAUGGCAUGUAAAGAUUUUAUUCACCACACAGGUACAUAGUUAACAUUUCAGUCAGCUGGGUGGUUUUUCAAAGAUUGGUGUUAAUGAAGGACAUUGAGUGGUUUAAUGCUUUCAACAAUAAUAUCAAUUUUUUAUUACAUGUUCAAAAUAAUUCACCUGAAUAAACAUACAAGUUUGUAGUUUCAGUAAGGCCUGCCAGUUUUGUUGGAGAAUGUAAAUCUGCAAAGAAAUCACUAAACUGUGAAAAAUUACAGGUUUACACAUUUACUUUAUUAGAGGAUACUUACUGUUCUUCAAAUGCUAUAUGUCAAAGUAAUGGGCAGUGUUGCUCAGCACCUGCUUCAUGUAGCUUGUAAUGGUGGUGUGGUAAUCAGAGAUGAAUGUGGUUAUCAAAACCACACAGCCCAACAGAAAUUCCAUGCAUUGCUUGAAGCCCAUGAAUUCCAUGGCAGGACUGCUUCCUGGCUGGUUUCUCUGUGAAUAAUAAUAAGAAAAAAAGUUCGUCGAAGUCAUACCCACCCGCUGGUAUCACUAGAGUGAACUAAAAUUAGCACUCUUUGGGGAGCAAGGGUGGCACAGUGGUGAGAGCACUCGCUUCCCACCAAUGUGACCCGGGUUCAACUCCCGGCGUCGACACCAUAUCUGGGUUGAGUUUGUUGUUGGUUCUCUCCCUUGCUCCAAGAGGUUUUUCUCCGGGUACUCCGGUUUUCCCCUCUCCACAAAAACCAACAUUUCCAAAUUCCAAUUCGACCAGGAAUCAGGCAGACGAAUAACCACUAUGUGGAUGUGCUAACUGCGAAUCGUUAUUUAUUUAUUUAUUUAUUUAUAUAAUCCCAUCAGCAGUGGUGACGUAAAAUAAAGCUAACACUGGCCGUGAAAUUCACUAACAUUUGAAGAAUAAACCAUGAGUUUUCCCUCUAUCUGAAUAAGGGCAAAGUGGACCAUCAUUGGCAGAGUACAACAACACAUAGCUCCAAACUUGGCACUAUGUCCCAUCCUGUCGUGUCUCCAUCUCCCACUAACACAAUGCCCCUUUGGAUAGCUUUCACCUUUUCCAACUAUUUCGCUUGAUAUUUUACCCAAUACAGUGAAAGUGUUGGAAAGAGCUUGCUCUGAAGAAAAGAUUGGAAAUGAAAAAAUAUUAAGAAAUAAUAAUAAUAAUAAUAAGAUUAGUUUAUGUACAUACAGUUUUGUAAAGCAUGCAGCAGCUUUUUGCUCAAUAUCUUUUCAGAUAGCACAAUAACAAUACAUUACGUUAUCAUUUACCUACUGCAUGGUACCUGUAAUUUUUUUUAAUUUGAAUCAAUACCUUUAAUAAUAUUAUUUACAUCUGUAGUGUGGAACUAAUUUGCACUUUAGUUAAGCUGUACCACAAGAUUCAUUUAUAUCAUUGCCUGCAAUUAUCUGGAACUCGUGACCAGCACCGAAAUAGGCUUACCCUUUGGAAUUUAAAGAAGGUGUUGAGGGACACACAGCCAAGACCCAUGUGUGAGAAAAUCCACAACACUUUUGUAGCAGAGUCUCCAGCAAAGGGAACCCAAACGCUGUAUUAGCUAAUUAAAUAAUAAGGUGCGUUUACCUUUGUUCCUGUGUCUUUAUGAGUCGUUUUGGAAGGGAUUUGUAUCAGAUCAGAGACGGUUAACAUUGCUGGUCAUCAAGAUGUGUUUGCUUGUCUGGCAUGUUGUAAAUAAGACGCUCGAGUUUCAUCUCACGUUUUUAAUGUUGUUAACUAUUAACUCUCCUCUAACGGCCACGAGAAGAGAAAGGAGACAAGGAAUGAAACUUUAAUGAGGGCACUUUUAUUUUGAGAUGUAAUUACCUUGUUAAUGAACACCAUUGGCUAGAAUCCACCACCUGGUGUAUGUUUGUCGUGUAGAAAUAUAGAGUAUUUGCAAAAGACUAGUAGCGCUAGUGCUUGUUGGAUUCUAUCGAUUUUGAUUCUGUAUGGUGUUUGUGAAGAGUAACGAGAAGGAAGAGGGUGAAUUAAAGAAAAUGUAACGUACAUUGAAGAUGUAAAUUUACUUCUGUCUUUUGAAGCCUGUCAAUUCAUUUCAACUUUUCAUAGUAAGCCUGUUGAAUUCAUAAAUCAUGACUCAUCGGUUUCUGGUAUCUCUCUCUUUUAGGGCUUUAAACUACGAGCAACAAUCAGCUAAGGAAAUUGUCCAAGAGGGAAUAGGUAUUAACGGUAAAACAGGGACAGGAAAACUUUUUUGUUAUCACAUAUUUAUGAUAGUUUGAAGACUGCAGUUAACAAAACUGUUUCACUUACGUGCACAACCAGGAUUGCUGGCAAAAGUUUACUGCCUCGACUUCAGGCUUCAACCAUUUAUUCAUUUGCAGGAAUAAAGGAUGGCAGGAGGUCAUUGAGCCAACUACUUGAUCGCAUUGACGGUAAUCCAGAAGCCAAAGAUAGAUGGAGGAGAAAUGAUAUUCUUGUCAUUGACGAGGUGUGUAUGUUAAGUGAGAAAAUAUUUAAUUCUACUGAAUAUAUCUCACGUAAGGUACGUCAAGAAACCAGACCAUUCGGUGGAAUGCAAGUCAUUGCUUCGGGGGAUUCUUUUCAGUUGCCACCUGUACCUAGAUAUGACAAUGAAGGAAAGUUUGCUUUCCAGAUCAAGCUGUGGGGUGUCGUGUUUCCCCUCACAUCUCCUGAAAACAGUGCAACGUCAAAGGGAGCCAAAGUUCAUAGAUUUUGUCAAUGAGAUUUGACUUGGUUCUUAUAGCCAGACCAGUAGACAGUUGCAGAUACUCUCUUGGGGAGAGUAAAUCCCAAGGAUUUCAGCUCAGACUACAUUUACCAGAUUUAUGCCACAAACGAUGAAGUCAAUUUUUCCAAUUUUAUUCAACUUGAGACUAUGGAUAGCGAACUUCAAACCUGGAGAGCUGUAGACAUUGGUGAUAAAAACAUCCUUAAUAGGUGAAUAUAUUAAUUUCGCAAGUAUUUUACUAUAUAGGCUUAAAAUCAUCACGUCAUCAUUUUGUCGUGGCACAAAAUUUCCCACGUCUACCUGCAUAACUAAAUUUGUGCCCAUACUCUUCAUGACACCAAUUUUCAAGAUGGCAAUCAGAGUCAAUGGUUCAGGCUUGCUAUUGUGAUUUAUAUUUGAGGUAGCUUAGCCGUUUAACUCAUACUAUGUAUUCAGUAGUUCUAUUACCUUAUCGAGUACAUAUGGUAUUUCAGUUGAAGUUAUUUUAUAAUUUAUCCCAGUUUCAUUUGGAAUUGUUGUGUUCAGUUACUUGAAUACGACAGUACAUGUACAUUACAUUUUACUGUGUACAAAGCCUUUCUUGGGACUACAGUAAUGCACUUCACCUUAUCUACAACGCAUGCAACAGAUAAUUAAACUGCAAUAUUAUUAUACCAAUCUUGAAGGGAUAACAAUUGGUGUGAAAUUUGUAGAUCAAUUAACACGUGGGCAGUUAGAUUGGAAUUGUUUUACCUGAACAACUGUUAAGGUCUUCUAUUCAUUUUGCCCAGACUAAUAUCAGCGUUUUAAAACAGCACUAGUUAGUUUUGUAAUGAAUGCAUUUUACUCACGAUAGAUGCUGUCAUUUUUCAAUCAAUUCUUCAGAAAUUUAAUGAUGCCUGAAAACUAAAGAAGGUUGCUCGAGUGAUAUUACUUACCAAUCACAGUAAGGACCUGGUCAAUGGCUACAUGGGAGUUGUCAACGAAUUUAACCGUCAAAGGUUUCCCGUGGUCCAGUUUGAUGAUAGCAUCAAUUUGACUGUUGAACCUAAAACAUUGACAGUUGCAGACAAAUGACCCGAGCAAGAUUGUUGCUUAGAGAACUUAACUGCCUCUCAAGCUUGCAUGGGUAAUCACUGCCCACAAAUCCCAAGGUAUGUCCCUUCCUUGUGUUGAAGUGCACUGUGGCAAUCAGUUUACUAGUUGGCAGCUCUAUGUGUCACUAUCAAGAGCAAAGGAAUGUAAGGGUCUUUCACUUGUUGGUUUCUCAAAAGCAAGAUUAAUACCCCCCCCCCCAAAGUUGUUUUUGACUUCUACUCGAAAUUGGAGGGGGUGACGAGAUUGCUCUGUCUGGCUUGUGCUGUAUCAAUGCUAAUAUUCUAAAUGAAGUCCUGGAGAGGCCAAAGGACACAGAAGAUGUUACAUGUAGUUUGGAAUAUAUUGAUGCUAAAGACGAUGAUCUAACUUUUAGCCUUAGAUAGUUGUGUAGCUACAAUCAGGGACAAAAGUAGUUGACACACUUGUUUAAAACGGGUGCUUUUAACAAACAUUUAAUUCAUUUAUUAUUCCAUUCUUUUUAAACUCCGUAAAUCCCCUCACCCCCCAAAUCAAUGUUGUCUGAAGUAAAAAAAAGACUUGAGGGUCCAAAAUUCAACAUUGAUUUUGGGGGGGAAGGGGUUGGGGUAGACAGGGGAAGGGGAUAAGUAUAUCCACUAUGCAAAAAGGGGCCAUUUUAUGGAAGUGUGUCAACACUUUUGUCCCUCAUUGUAGAUACUUUGAAAGCUCCAACAGUAAUGAAUCCGAAGAGUCUUGUUUGUUAGAUCUCGCAUUCUAGGUGGUGUAGAUUGCAGUGAUGACGUGGCAAAGCCAGGAGAUGAUUUUGACUUGCAUUUAGCAUCACACACGCAUUAUGCAGCAUUACAGACAUUCUUCAGUAUUAAGUGGAAUAGAAUAUAUGAGAACAUUAAGAAAUGUGUGCUUUUGCACAAGGAUCGGCAGAUUGAAUGAAAGAAUUUUGCCUCUCUGUUCGGAGAGCUGCACUUGUUAUGUGCAAGUGACGUUGUCUCAACAGAGUUUGCCAUUGUUCUUUGCCUGGAGACCACAGAGCUCAGAAUACAUUACUGCACAAUUACAGAGAUCCUGAGUGGAACCAACUCUACUAUUAUUAGCAAAAUUAAGGAGGUUAGUGAUCCAGAAGAAUCACCCUCUAUGGUGUUUUGCAGCAUUGCUGACCUCCCAGCUGAAAGUAGGGGGAAAAUCCGGCAUUGUAUGGGUCAGGCAGUGUUAAGAGAACGUAAAAAAAUGAGAAAGGAAUUUAGAAGACACGUUUAUACAGAAGAUGUCAAAAUUGCGCUCUUUGACAAAAAAAGAUUUUCAGAAAAAGCAGCUUAUUUGUUCCCUGUCCUGGUCAUCGGAAGCUGCCCACAUGGAUUCACAAUUUCAUGA